Messenger RNA from Argentina anserina (silverweed cinquefoil), 610 nucleotides. RefSeq lists its product as uncharacterized. The coding region runs from base 28 to 354 and encodes 108 amino acids. The transcript has 7 exons. NCBI's taxonomy places the organism in Eukaryota, Viridiplantae, Streptophyta, Magnoliopsida, Rosales, Rosaceae. Gene Ontology annotation, cellular component: MIS12/MIND type complex. The record is from RefSeq and is a predicted model, not a curated record. Gene Ontology annotation, biological process: chromosome segregation.
UCAAAAAUCAUCAGAAGCCUGGGCGCGAUGGGGACGAAGCAAAGAGACCUGCACGAGUCGUUCAACCUCGCCGUUCGUUCUCUCCUCGCUCCCUGCUCUUUUCAGGAGUUCUGUGGAGCGCUUCCGGGUUUUACGGCAGCUGAGCACGAACGUCUUCACAGGCUCUUCACCCAGGUCAUGAUUUCUUUGCACCAGAAUGUAGAGGAAGAGUUCCAGAAUGUAUGUGUUGAAACACAGGUUGGAACUGCCAUGUAUACUGUAGAACAACUGGUGGAAGAACAAAGUUUGGAUCCUUUGUUUACAAGUAAGCGGAGGCACAGAAUCAUCUUAAGCGGGAUCGUAAUGAACUAUUAAAGAAAGGAAGGCCAGAAAUGUCGAACGUUGCAAAUGCUGUUGAGAAGUUGAGAAGUGGGAUUUCAAGUUAUAGAACAUAUCGCAGCAAUGGGUCCAUAGUCCAUGAUCCAUGACUGCUGUCAGCAUAUUGCGAUAACUUUUGAGUUAAAACAUUAAUUGUUCGUUUGACAUGUACUUCCAUGUAAUCAGAAUGCUCAAGGUUUAAUUGUAAUAUAGCUCUAAAAUGCAGUCGUAGAAUUUUGUAAAAUUAUUUUUU